CUAACUUUCAGUCAACCUAACAACAGGCUGAGAGCUGCAGCUGAGGCGGGUUUUAAGCCUCUUGAUGAACGGUUACAUCGCUCCCACGCGUCAAUCAUGUCAGCUAUGCGCCUUACGUCUCCAGAGGAUUUCAAACUUCCACAUUGGCCUCAUUUUUCCACUUGGUUUUUACUGAUAUUCUGAUACUGAACUCUUUGAAGGAGAUUUUGCUGAUAUAGUGUAUUUAGAUAAUGUUUGCUGCAGAGUGAGAGCUUAUGAGAGAGCUCCUCUCAGGUGUUUCUGCUGUCAGGAGUACGGCCAUGUUGCUGCAGCGUGCAGAGGAGUUUGAAGAUGAGGGAGAUGAGGAGGAAAUGUUUGUUUUGACUCGACUGCUGAUGAUGAUACCCACAUUCUCACCAAACAACUUCCCCUUCACUUCUCAAGAAAAGACUCAAAAUGAUGCGUCAACACAUCUCAGAGCACUAAAAUAACAUCUGAUCUCUGAUCUCUCAAACACGACGGACAUUCAGAGUUGUAUUCAGGAGGUCAAGAGGACACUCUGUCAGACAUUCUCAUCAUAAUAAAUUAAAAAGGACAAACAGUCUGAGUUGUCAUGUAAAAUAAAUAUUUCUUAUUAAGAUAAUGAAGGAUUUGUUUGUAAUCUUUUGAUUUUAAUGGUUAAAAUUAACAAAUUUUAAAUCUGACGGUGAAUCAGAAAACAAAUCAAAUAUUAAAGGCGGGAGUGACCGGCCUGUACUCGGCCUGUACUGACCUCUGACCUCUGACCUCUGACCUCUGACAUCUUUACUGAUCGAUGCAGCUCAUCUUAAUGAUCAUCAGUUUAUGAUCAUUUAAACAUGUUACAUCAUGUUCUAAUAACUAUGACACAUAGUUUAUCAACAGCAGCAGCUGGAGAUAAAAGAGUCACAUUCAGAGUUGGAGAGGACGCCACGUUGUCUUGUGAAAAUGUGAUACAAGGUCAACAGAAGUGUGAAUAUACGACAUGGUUCUUAGAUUUAGGAAACAACGCAGCAGUAGAGCUGGUUGUAGAAGGUCAGGUUAAAAACUCUGGAGUUAAAUCAGACAGACUGAGAGUUACAGAGGACUGUUCUCUGGUUAUAAAGAAGAUCAGAGAGGAGGAUGCUGGACGUUAUCUCUGUCUACAGGACAUACCAGGAAGAAGAACAGACGAUGUGACUCAAGUUGAUCUCUCUGUUACCAAGAGCGACGACGCAAGAGAAACAACAAGACCACCAACAACAAGACCACCAACAACAACAACAACAACAACAACAACAACAACAGGUCAACACGGCGAUUGUACAGGUUCUUCUGAUCUGGACUUGGUCAUGUUGGCUCUGCGUGUGGCUGAACUCCUCCUGAUUACUGUGAUCACUGUUCUUCUCUUCAGAGCUCGAGGGAACCAGAGAGCACCUGAUGACAUCACUGUGUAUUAUGAUGGAGAUGAAGGCUCAGUGAACUAUGAAAAUGUUGGAGAACCUUCUGCUUCUGUCAGGCUCCACUGAUCAACAACUUCCACACAAACAUCCACUCAGCAGAUACAUUAAUCCACCGCUUUCAAUCAUUUCUAUAUUGUACUUUUGAGCAUAAAAACAUGGAUCCACAUUUUAUUUGAGGUACUAAGUGAGGAUUUGAUAAAUGUGCUGAUGUGGAAUAUGAAGUUGAUAUUUGUUACGGCCUUCUUAACCAAAAUUAUUAAACCAAGGCUCAAAACUCUGAGACGGAAAACAUACAAGGACGCCACAAAGAUUUAAAGUUCAACCCUAGCUUUAUUUAUUGUAAAUACCCCACUCCCCCCAAAGUAAUCAAAGAUAGAUAAGAAACAAAAGGGGCUGGAGACCCGGAAGAAAAAAAACAAAAGAUUGGAAGAUGCUGAGCCAACCACGUAAUGUGCCGUCAUUAUGGUACCUCCCUCUAAAACUACCUAAGAAGAAAAGAUUAAACUAAAGAAACCAAAAGACCCAAAAUAGGACUAACAGUGAUCUCCAGUCAAAACUCAAAUAAUAAAACCCAACAAUGAUAACAUAUGUGGGGAAAACCAAUAAAACUGGGAAACAAAAGCUCCUCACCACAUCGCUGCCCAGAGUGUGUGCGCCCCUGACUCUCCUACCUGGCUCCUCUAAAUACCCCUCCUCUUCCUCCUC
Labrus bergylta (ballan wrasse) is the source of this 2144-nucleotide messenger RNA. The record is from RefSeq and is a predicted model, not a curated record. NCBI's taxonomy places the organism in Eukaryota, Metazoa, Chordata, Actinopteri, Labriformes, Labridae.